AUGCUCUCCACUCAUAUUCUUGCUGUAGGAAUCCCGUGUAUUAUUGCCCUGGUUGCUGCUUUGCGUCUGACUCGCAGACGUGUCUACCCUUUACCUCUGCCGCCUGGCCCUCGUCCCUUGCCAUUUUUGGGUAAUGCACUCCAAUUAGAUUCGGAACGACCUUGGCUCACAUAUACUGCAUGGGGAAAGACAUAUGGAAAGAUUAUUCACUCCCGCGUCCUUGGGAUUGACUUUAUCACCAUAAACUCCGAAACGAUCGCGCGAGAGUUGUUGGACAAGCGUUCUGCAAUUUACUCGGAUCGCCCUGUUAUUCGAACCAAUGAAUUAUCUGGACUGUAUUUCAAUACCCUGCUCCUUCCGUAUGGCGAGGCUUUGCGACGACAACGCAAGAUCUUCCAUCAAGUCUUCAGGGCCGAAGUCUCUAUCCUAUACCACGACAUAUGCUCUCGCUACGCGAAUGAACUAGUCAUCAAUCUUUUGAAUGCCACGAGUGACUUGCAGGAAGAAACCCAAGCAUACACGGCAUCCCUGAUCAUGGCCGUGACAUACGGGCGCGAUACUCGCGGAAAUGGAGACUCGUUACUUGCCCGCGCAAAUGAACUCCUUGAUAUUGGCCGACAUGUUAUUUCUCCCGAGAAGGCUGCCAUAUUCACGGCUUUUCCUUUCCUCGAAAAGUUGCCAGUCUGGUGCUUUAGUGGGGCCUUUGCCCUGAUGGAACGCAGUAGAGAAUUAGCUCAACAACUUUUGAACGAGCCUUUUAACGAGGUGAAGGCACAGAUGGCAAAUGGUACUGCCUCACAUUCAGUAGUCGCUGACUUCCUCAGUCAAGCUGAUGGCAACGCUGACGAAGAGACAAUGAAGGAGAUUGCGUUGAUGGCAUACAUGGGUGGCAUAGACACUACUACGUCCGCAUUGCGGACAUUCCUGUUGGCUAUGUUGCUCUAUCCUGAUGUCCAAGCCCGGGCUCGCGCAGAAAUAAAUCAAGUCGUGGGGCACGAUAAAAUGCCAUGCCUUGAUGAUAGACCAUCACUACCCUACCUUAGUGCCAUCCUCCGCGAGGUUCUCAGAUGGUAUCCUCCUGCACCCCUAGGGUCGGAAUGGUACAUGCGACAUCAAAUGAUGAUAUUUACGACGGGUGCUGUAAUAGUGGGUAAUCAGUGGGCAAUGUCUCGAGACGAAGACACGUAUCCAGAUGCAUCGCGCUUCGAUCCUAGUCGUCAUCUAACAGUUGAUGGACAGCUGACGGAUCCUUUCGCCAACCUUUUUGUCUUUGGUCAUGGCAGGCGCGUUUGUCCCGGUCGUUGGUUUGCAGAGAACACUCUGUGGACUGCUGCUGCUGCCGUACUCGCCGUAUUGCACGUCGAUCAUGCUAAAGACUCAAAUGGAGACAGGAUUGAGGUGAAGCCGGAAUAUACCACCGGUAGGGCGAUGUAAUCACCCGAAACCCUUCCGGUGCUCUUUUGAAAGCGUGAAUGCAGCGAGAGAAGGGCAACUUCGAACGAUGAUGAAUUUGAAGUAGACUGUCCUGUGUACUUGGUGGUGGUAUUACUAUGUACAUAGGAACAUGAUUUCUCUACCGCAUUGCGCAAGCAUGGGCAUCGCUAGUAGUUUGAGGCUGCGCCAGCUGUUGAUAGACGCCUUCAGAAGCUUCAGGCCCAUGGAUUUAAUAUUAGAGUGUGCGGCUACAAAGACUG
Messenger RNA from Suillus paluster, 1694 nucleotides. RefSeq names its product cytochrome P450. NCBI's taxonomy places the organism in Eukaryota, Fungi, Basidiomycota, Agaricomycetes, Boletales, Suillaceae. Gene Ontology annotation, molecular function: heme binding; monooxygenase activity; oxidoreductase activity, acting on paired donors, with incorporation or reduction of molecular oxygen. The record is from RefSeq and is a predicted model, not a curated record. The coding region runs from base 1 to 1434 and encodes 477 amino acids. The transcript is spliced from 14 exons.